AUGAAGGCGGGAGUCACCACGACAACCUUCCUGGAGGAGCUCCAGAGAGCCUUUGGGGAUUCUAACGCAGAACAAGUCGCCGCUGCCCGACUCAUGGCCCUUCGCCAAGGGAGACAGUCCUUUGCGGACUACAUCUCUGACUUCCAAAUGCUGGCUGCGGACGCAGGAUACAACGUGGUCGCCUCGACCGAUGACAAGGGCGACAGCGAAAUUGCAAGCCGCCUCUACAACACCGGCGUUCCCCUGCCCAAGGCAUAUGGUGCCUUCAAGAACUGGUGUGUCAACAUCGAGGCCAAUGCUUUGCGCGAUCAGCUGCGUAAGGCAUCCUAUGCGCACUCAACUCUGCGGCCCCCACCCCAAUUCCGCCCUCAGGCUGCACCAUCAGCACCUGCACCCGCUCCGGCCCGACCAGCGGCCAACAAACCGGUCCCAAUGGAAAUCGAUCGCACCCAUGCCCGCGGCCGCAAUAUCAUCUGCUACAACUGUCAGCAGCCUGGGCACAUCGCGCGGAAUUGUCCGGAGCCCAAGAAGAAGCGCACGUUCUUCAAUCGGGCCACAAUGCUAGAAGAGAUCGAGAACAGGGACAAGGACAAUGAGUUCCUCAAGGAGAUCGCCGAGAAGCUGUGCGAGAAGGGUUUUUGA
Molecule: messenger RNA, 642 nt
Organism: Mycena citricolor
Lineage: Eukaryota; Fungi; Basidiomycota; Agaricomycetes; Agaricales; Mycenaceae
Source: the annotation of a GenBank genome assembly